This is a messenger RNA of Yamadazyma jaroonii, 3159 nucleotides long. The record is from the annotation of a GenBank genome assembly. NCBI's taxonomy places the organism in Eukaryota, Fungi, Ascomycota, Pichiomycetes, Serinales, Debaryomycetaceae.
AUGAGUGAUGAUUUUGAUGAUGAGUUUGAUGCCAUUCUACAGCAAACAAACGCUGUCAAUGAAGCUAUAACGCGAUCCACUUCAUUACCACCUCCAAGAAGUGAACCACAGGUCCGAUCCCAUCGUCAAGUUCGAAGUGCCUUGGAUUCCCAUCAAAAUAAGAAACGAAGAGUACAGACAAACUUAUUGGGUGAAAUCAUUGAGUCCGUAGCAGACAAGACUGUAGAUGAAAUAAGAAAACCUCCAACUGAGAGACCUACGCAUCAUUCUAUAGAUCAUGAAAGCUUAAAAUCCUAUAUUUAUCCCAUCAACUAUGAAAUUAGAGAUUAUCAGUACAACAUUAUUGAGAAAUCGUUUUAUCAUAAUAUUCUUGUUGCUUUACCCACAGGUUUAGGUAAGACUUUCAUAGCAGCCACCACUAUUUUGAAUUAUUUCCGAUGGUUUCCUGAGUCGAAAAUUGUUUUCAUGGCACCUACCAAACCUUUAGUGGCUCAACAAAUUAAAGCUUGUUUCAGUAUUAUUGGUUUGCAAGACCAAGCAGCCAUCUUGCUUGAUAAGCUGAAAAGAAACAGAAGAGAAGUAUGGGACGGUUUCAGGAUCUUCUUUACCACUCCACAGGUCGUGGAGAAUGAUCUAUGUAAUGGAUUAAUAGACCCUAAGACUAUCAGUUUAUUGAUUAUAGAUGAAGCUCAUAAAGCCAAAGGGAACUAUGCUUACAAUAAUGUCGUCAAAUAUCUUGACAGAUUCAAUCAUAGCUAUAGGAUAAUGGCUUUAACAGCCACUCCAGCAGCCACGGUUGAAGGAGUCAAAGAAAUUAUUGAAAAUUUAAGUAUCACUAAGGUUGAAAUUAGAACAGAAAAUUCCAUCGAUAUCAUUCGAUAUUUCAAAGGGAAGAAAAUAGACAAAAUUGAUAUCAACUUCACUGAAAACAACGACAUUAACGAAUACAUCGUUUAUUUGUCAAAUGCUGUUGAACCUCUAUUAAAAGUAGCUAACGAUAGGAAGAUUAUCCAAAUUGAUGAUGCUUUGAAACUUAACUCAUUCAGACUAUUAGAGAUUCAAAAGAAAAACAUGGCCAAUCCAGGGUUAGGCGAAGGAAUGAAAUGGUCAAAUCAUUUCCUUAUCAAGAUGUUAGUCUUCAUAGCCAAUUGUUUUAAGAAAUUGAAAAUUUACGGGGUGGUGAAUUUCAUUGAUUAUUUCAAUGACCAGGCGUUGAAGAACAAGAAGACCAAAAACAGACUUUUGAUUGAAUUCUAUGAAAAUGAGAAUAUCAUCAAAUUGAAGGAUCUUAUCAAUAAUUAUACGAAUAAUAGUCAAGGAGAAGAACAAAGUCAUCCCAAAAUAGUAACCUUGAUUGAUUAUCUUGAGAACUUCCUUGAAACCACCACUUAUGAUAACUCCAAGGUGAUUAUCUUCACAGAAUUCAGAGACUCGGCCUUAGAAAUUGUCAAAUCAAUUGAGAAGUUGAAUAAAGAUCAAUUAAGACCUCAUAUUUUCAUUGGUCAAGCUUCGGAAAGUAGUGAUAAGUCAAGUAACAGCAAAAUCAAUAAAGGAAGAGUUAGAACCAGUUCUGAAGAUGCAAAAUUGAAAGGUAUGAAUCAGAAAGUUCAAAAGCAAUUGAUUAAAGAUUUCAAAAAUGAUAAAUAUAAUAUCUUAGUCGCUACAUCCAUUGGUGAGGAAGGUUUGGACAUUGGUGAAGUUGAUUUGAUCAUAUGUUAUGAUUCUACUUCUUCCCCUAUUAAAAAUGUUCAAAGAUUAGGUAGAACCGGUAGAAAAAGAGAUGGUCAAAUUUGUUUAUUAUUCAGUGAUAAUGAACGAUCCAAAUUUGAAAAAGCUAUGGAUAACUACGAGUGGAUUCAAAAUUACAUAAUGAAGCACGAAAGUGAAUUGGUGGUGUUGAAAAGUAAUAGGAUCUUACCUCCAGGGUCUAAGCCUCUAGUGGAAAAGAAGUUGAUCCAAACUGAAGAAAUGGAAGAAGAAGAUGAAGAUGAAAUUAUUAAGAUAGCUAUGGAUUACAUGAAAGGAAAGAAGUCCGCAAAGAAGACCAAGACUAAGACCAAGACCAAGGAGAAAUCGAAAGCUAAGGAGAAGAAAAAGUUUAACAUGCCAGACGAUGCCAUUACGGGAUUCAUGAAUGUGACAGAUUUGCUUAAGAAACAAGAAGAAGAAAAACAUGAAAGUGAACAUGAAGAAAAGGCCCAUGAUUCGGGAGAUUCUCAAGACUUGAUUGAUACUGAUUCUUUCUUCGCUGAAUUUCUGUCAGAGAAGCCAACAACAUCAGCCAAUCACACUUCAUCUUUCGAACAGAAGAAACCUAUUGAGGAACCUAAGGCUAAGGAUCUGGUUGUUCUUGUCCACAAUAUCUUGAGCCAAUUAGAGUUCGACGAGUUUGAUGAGUUCGAUGAUGAACCAGCACCAAAGCCUAAGGUUGGAAAAUCUGAAUACGUGACUGAAAGCGUUCCCAAGGUCCUGAAUGAGAUUGCCAAUUUCGAUGAUUUUGAUGAAUUCAGUGACUUCGAUGAGCCUAAACCUGAAAUCAAAUCAGAGCCCACGAGCCUCACUAACAGAUCAGAGUCCGAAGAUUUUGAUGAUGAUCUACUUGAAACAAUGGGGCCAAAUGUUCAGGUUCCUACUCUUGCCAAAGAUGCUAUUCCUGAGAAACCCGCUUCAAAACACAUUAGUCAAAAAGCUGAGAUGGACGAAUUCGACGAGUUUGAUCUGAAUGAUCCAGUUGAAAUGUCAUUGCCUCCCACAACCUCAACAGCGAAUGGCGCAUCGAUCAUAAAUGAUAGCCUUGAUGAGCUUGACGAAUUCGACAGUAUGGAGAUUUUACCAUCACCUCGCCAAUCUACACAAGAAUUAUUAGCUCCCAAUAGCUUUCUGGCCCAAGAUGGUUUCCUAUCGAGUCAGGAGAAAAUGGAGCUCUUCACAAAUUACUAUAAUCCAUUACCAGCAGAACCACUUUCUUCUGAACCCCAGGUGAAUGUAAAAAGUUCUAAGAACAGUAAGAAAACCAAGAGAUUCUUUAAAUUAAUGACAUUUAUGAACACAAUUAACGAGAAAACUUCUAAGAGAGAUAUUGAAGUCAUGAAAAGACAGUUGUCCGAACUGGACAAUUCCGUCGAAAAUUGUAUAAAGUAUUUAAAUGAUAAAAUAUAA